GAUUGGCCGGAUCGCGCCUUUCCAAUCCCCUCUUGUUUUCAGGCUCAGCGCAUGCUGAGGCUUUACCUCAUCCAACUUUCACUGAAGGCAGAAGCGCCGGACAGGACCGCAGAGCAACAGAGCCUUUCUCUGCACUCAUCGGCAUUCUGAAUUACUUGGUGAAGUGAGCGCUGUGGUUACCAUUCAAAGCGAAACCAUGAGGUCCGUUUCUGCACUAGUCUGGAGGAUGAUCCGGAUGGUUGUGACAGUGGCGCUCCUGUCGGCGUGCAGAGCAUCGGAGUACGAGUAUUGGCACGGCCCAUACAGCGCCGGGCCAAUCUACGGCAAGUCCCCCCAGUGCGUUGGUAUCCCGGAGGACCUGCGGCUCUGCCACGGCGUGGGCUACUCCGAUAUGCUGCUACCCAACCUGCUGGAGCACGAAACCAUGGAAGAGGUGAAGCAGCAGGCCAGCAGCUGGGUGCCGCUGGUGCACAAGAAGUGCCACCCAGGCACGCAGGUCUUCCUCUGCUCGCUCUUUGCGCCCGUCUGCCUGGAUCGCCCCAUCUACCCGUGCCGCAAUCUGUGCGAGGUUGUGCGGGACGGCUGCACCCCGAUCAUGGAAGCGUUCGGCUACCCGUGGCCAGAAAUGCUUACUUGUACCAAGUUUCCCGAACAUGACGUGUGCAUUUCCUUGACGAACAACGCCACCGAGUCCCCCGAGUCUACAGGUCAUUCUCCCAUCUGCCCUCCAUGUGACAAUGAAAUGAAAACAGAUACCAUGCUGGAGCACAUGUGUGCCAGUGAGUUUGCUAUCAAGGCCAAAAUAAAAGAGGUGAAACAAGAAAACAUGGACCGCAAGGUGAUCCUGCAAAAGAGGAAGAAGAUUAUAAAAUCAGGGAACCUGAAGAAAAAAGAUACAAAGAAGCUGGUGUUGUACUUGAAGAACGGUGCGGACUGCCCCUGCCAACAGCUAGACAACCUUACAAACCAGUAUCUAAUCAUGGGCCGUAAGGUGGACAAGCAGUACCUCCUCACAGGCAUCCACAAGUGGGACAAGUCCAACAAGGAGUUCAAAAAGGCAAUGAAAACACUCAAAACCUACAAAUGUCCUGAAUUUACCACUGUCUUUAAAUAGUACACGCACAGCCCAAAAUCUAGUUGAAUUUUAUCCUACAUAUGAACUGGCAAAAGCAAUGCCAAACUUUGCUUUCUGUUGUCCUGUUUAUAUACCUAUAUAUCUUUGUAUAUUUACAUGUAUACUUCAGAAUGUCCACUGUUCAGUUUAAGAUGAAUGCAGUAUGGAACGACAAUGAAAAGGAUGAGUUUCCCUUUUGCCCUUCAGUUUAGGGAAAAAGACUGUUUGUGUGCCAGGUCAGAGAGGAUUGGUUGCUUAUUCUGACCAAACAACUAAUAUUUCUAAGAGUUAGAAAAGUUUAAUACUGCUAACUUGUUUUGUAUGGUAAAUAUAAAGUUAAAGAACAAGCAUUAUUCUGAACACACAGAAUUUCCUCUAAACACAACUACAAAAAAAAUUAAUGUACUCUUUUGAAUGUACCUGAAAAUAGCAAACAUAUAAUUGUUAUGGAUAGGCCUUGCUAGUAUGUUGUCCCUGCUUUGAUAUGCUAAUGCAGGCUAACCACAAUUCUGGACAAGAAAAUCAGUCCUGAAACAUUUUAAUCUGUAUUUGUACAAAUGUUUGAGCUAUGACAGCGACACAGAGUAUGAAAGUGCAUUUGUAUGAUAAAUACUUGUCAAACUAAGAGAUACACAGUUCAAUCUUGUGAUGCACAUUGCAAAGUAUUAGUGAUGGAUCGUGUCUUUUAUACGUGUUUAAAAUGCUGAACUUGGCACAGUGUAUCUCAACUUGGUGUUCCUGUCUGUUCUGCUUUGGCAUUUCUGGUUCAUUUUAGCACUAUUUCUUUUUUUCAGAUUUCAGUGUCAGCAUUUCAUUGCUGCUUAUUACAUGUACAUAAAAAUUUUACAUAAAAUAUGAAAAAAUUGAA
This is a messenger RNA of Girardinichthys multiradiatus, 1982 nucleotides long. It is a transcript of the gene sfrp1a, whose product is annotated as secreted frizzled-related protein 1a. Gene Ontology annotation, biological process: non-canonical Wnt signaling pathway; canonical Wnt signaling pathway; negative regulation of canonical Wnt signaling pathway. The transcript has 3 exons. The coding region runs from base 197 to 1114 and encodes 305 amino acids. Lineage: Eukaryota; Metazoa; Chordata; Actinopteri; Cyprinodontiformes; Goodeidae. Gene Ontology annotation, molecular function: Wnt-protein binding. The record is from RefSeq and is a predicted model, not a curated record.